GGAAGGACAUGGCCGCAGUGCAGAGAACAUUAAUGGCUCUCGGCAGUUUGGCAGUCACCAAGGAUGACGGCUGCUACAAAGGGGAUCCAUCCUGGUUUCACAGGAAAGCACAGCAGAAUCGACGAGGAUUUUCAGAAGAGCAGCUUCGUCAGGGACAGAACGUAAUAGGCCUUCAGAUGGGCAGCAACAAAGGAGCAUCACAGUCGGGUAUGACAGGCUAUGGGAUGCCAAGGCAGAUUAUCUAA
Molecule: messenger RNA, 245 nt
Organism: Phaethon lepturus (White-tailed tropicbird)
Lineage: Eukaryota; Metazoa; Chordata; Aves; Phaethontiformes; Phaethontidae
Product: transgelin-3
Exons: 2
Source: RefSeq, a predicted model, not a curated record